Molecule: messenger RNA, 1173 nt
Organism: Volvox carteri f. nagariensis
Lineage: Eukaryota; Viridiplantae; Chlorophyta; Chlorophyceae; Chlamydomonadales; Volvocaceae
Exons: 10
Coding region: 1-1173 (390 amino acids)
Cellular component (GO): proteasome core complex
Source: RefSeq, a predicted model, not a curated record
AUGGUAGUCAUGAUUGGGGACGGCCAGGUAUCCGUUGGGACCGUCACCGUCAAGCCAAACGUUCGAAAAGUCCGGCGGAUAGGGGAAGGUGUGGUCGCAGGCUUUGCAGGUACGGCAGCCGACGGGUUAUCCCUCCUGGAGCGGCUGGAAAUGAAACUAGAGGAGCACCCGGGUCAGCUGCUUCGUGCGGCGGUGGAGCUCGCCAAGCAGUGGCGUCAGGAUAAGGCCCUGCGCUUUCUGCAGGCCGAGUUGCUGGUGGCUGACGCCAGCACCACCCUCACCAUUUCGGGAAAUGGGGAUGUGCUGGAGCCGCACGACGGCGUCAUGGGCAAGAAGGCCAUGAAGAUUGCUGCUGACAUGUGCAUCUACACCAAUGAUAACUUCACGGUGGAGUCCAUCUCCGUGGAGCUGCCGGGGGCACCGGGGGCGGGGGGAGGGGCAGCAGCCGGGGCAGCAGCAGCAGCAGCAGCGGGGGGAGGGGGGACAAGCUAUCCGACAGCGGUUUCGGUUGCGAAUGAAGACGCGGCGCACUUCUGGGCGACGGGUGUCGGUCUGCGUUUACAUGGUAAGGCGUUAACCAAGGGGUCGCAUAGGUAUAGUUAUGGCCGCGGUAGUGGCGUAGGACCUCUCAUCUGGUACGAGCCCACAUCAGUCCGCCUCAAUUCAGCGACUAUGUACUCUUACAUGACGCCACAUCCUAUCCUGGUGACUGCGGAAGGCCAACUGCCAGUGCCGCUGUAUGCACGCAGCGACAUUAGCCGCUGUGCUGUCGUGCCGCUCGAUGCCCACGCAAUGCCACGCAAUGCCGAUACGGCCAUCACCCUCAUAUAUGACUACGGCAUGGACGCCACCACCGUCCUGGCCGUGGACCAAGACUUCGCACACAGUGCUAACCACUUCGCACACUCGGUGCUAACCACCGCAGCGCAAGCGCGAGCAUCGGACGCCCUCCUUCCUACGACGCCAAUGAAACGUCUGGCCGCCAGCCCGGCCGCGCCCGAUUUGUAUGGGCCCCCCCUGCACGUGACUCUACACCAUCACCACGACCUUGGGCCAGGCAAGCGGCCUGGAGACGGCAUGCCCCAGGAUAAGCUGAUCUUUGUUCCCGACGGCUACACGGCGAGUGCCAAAUUGGGAUUUUGCUUUCUCUUUUGUAAACUAUUGUUCCUGUAG